Capra hircus (goat) is the source of this 1875-nucleotide messenger RNA. RefSeq names its product casein kinase I. Gene Ontology annotation, molecular function: ATP binding; protein serine/threonine kinase activity. The transcript is spliced from 4 exons. Lineage: Eukaryota; Metazoa; Chordata; Mammalia; Artiodactyla; Bovidae. Gene Ontology annotation, cellular component: nucleus; cytoplasm. Gene Ontology annotation, biological process: peptidyl-serine phosphorylation; negative regulation of canonical Wnt signaling pathway; signal transduction. The coding region runs from base 621 to 1631 and encodes 336 amino acids. The record is from RefSeq and is a predicted model, not a curated record.
CUGACCAUGUCACCUUGAAUGGGACUGUAUUGCAACAGGGGUCAUUCGAGGACGUCCCUGUGGACCUCAGCAGGGAGGAGUAGCAGCAUGUGGACCCUGUACAGAGGUGCCUGUACCAGGAUGUGACACUGGAGACCUACAGCCACCUGUGCGCAGUGGGGAACCAAGUUCCCAACCCAGCGGUCAUCUUCAAGCUGGAGCAAGGAGAGGGCCCAUGGACAUUGGAGGAGGAAACCCCACAUCACAGCUGCUCAGAUGUGUGACCUGAGUAGAUGCGGGACGUGGAGUAGAUCUGUUUUUCUAGGACAGGCUGAUGCCUUUGAAAGGCUCUGAUGAUAAUCUGUCUGGAAGAUGCCAACGGUGCCCGUGAUUCCUUUCCCAGAGUUCUCUGCUCCAUGAAGCGCCUUCCUGCAACUCGGGGCAUUCUGCGUUGGCUGCAGCCGUUGUAACAAGAUGGCAGCGUCGACGGAGUGACCAGGGGCUCCUCCUGGCGGAAUCCGGUGGCAGUGGCGGCAGCGGUAUCGCCGCCAUAACUUCACGGCUCCCCUGAACCAGCCCCCGAAGUUGCCGCGAAGGCGAGGCCGCUGCCACCAGAAGCCAGAGGCUCGGCUUGCUAAAGGAUGGCGAGCAGCAGUGGACCCGAGGCCGAUUUCCUUGUCGGAGGGAGAUAUAAACUGGUACGGGAGAUCGGGUGUGGCUCUUUUGGGCACGUUUAUUUGGCGAUAGACCUCACCAACCAUGAGGAAGUGGCAGUAAAAUUAGAAUCACAGAAUGCGAGGCAGCCCCGGUUGUUAUACGAGAAGGAACUCUAUAAUAUCCUUCAAGGUGGGGUUGGCAUCCCCCAGAUACGGUGGUAUGGUCAGGAAACGGACUAUAAUGUGCUAGUCAUGGAUCUUCUGGGACCCAGCCUUGAAGAUCUCUUCAAUUUCUGUUCAAGAAAGUUUACAAUGAAAACUGUACUUAUGUUAGCUGAUCAGAUGAUCAGUAGAAUCGAAUAUGUGCAUACGCAGAAUCUUAUACACAGAGACAUUAAACCAGAUAACUUCCUGAUGGGUACUGGGCAGCAGUGGAAGAAGUUAUUCCUUAUUGAUUUUGGUUUGGCCAAGAAGUACAGAGACAAGAAGACAGGGCAACACAUACCCUACAGAUCCGGUAAAAGUCUCACUGGCACGCCUUCCUAUGCUAGCCUCAGUGCCCAUCAUGGUAUUGAACUGAGUCGCCGAGAUGACAUGGAAUCAUUAGGAUAUGUUUUGAUGUAUUUUAAUAGAGCCAGCCUGCCAUGGCAAGGACUAAAGGGUGCAACAAUGAAGCAAAAAUGUGAAAAGAUUAGCGAAAUGAAGAUGACCACACCUGUUGAUGUUUUAUGUAAGGGAUUUCCUGUAGAAUUUGCCAUGUACUUAAAGCAUUGUCGCGGGCUGUCCUUUGAGGAAGCCCCGGAUUACACGUACCUGAGGCAGCUCUUCCGCAUUCUUUUCAGGACCCUGAAUUACCAACAUGACUAUGCAUUUGAUUGGAUAGUGUUAAAGCAGAAAGCAGAACAGCAGGCUGCCUCUUCAAGUGGGCAGGGUCAGCAGGCCCAAACCCCCACAGGCAAAAGUGACAAAACCAAAAGUGAAAUGAAAGGUUCCUAAGCUUGAAUCAAGGAACAGAAGACACAGAGCAGGAGACUGGAGCAGCAAGUUCAGUUCCCUGUCAACUGGCUCUGGUCAGCAGAGAUCUUGUCUCCUGAGUUGAAGGCUCUGUAAUUAAUGAAACAUGGUAUCCCAUUUUCUAUUUCACUUUUUCAAGUGGAAAAGUUCACUAAAUGCUUGAACCACGCAAAUUGGUGGGAAAAUUUUACCUAUGCCCAUUUUAAUUAAAAUCUUUUAUUUUGAA